AUCUCUCUCUUAAUUCUGUGACCGAAGCUUUAAGUUUACGUUGGGUUGUUUUCGUUGUUUUUUAAUUUACGAAAUUUAAGUUUAAAGUGUAAAAGAAAAAAUAGUUUAUUAAUUAAUAACGAUUGGAGAGUAAUUUAAAAUUUAGAGAAAUUUUGUAACAAAAAGGAAUUAAGGCUAAAUAGACAAAAAUGUCAAAAAUGCCAGGUUAUGAUACCCAUGAUGAUGGACCAGGUUUUGUGGGAAUAAAAUUCUGUCAAGAAUGUAAUAAUAUGUUAUAUCCCAAAGAAGACAAGGAAAAUAAAGUUCUGAUGUACGCUUGCCGACAUUGUCACUUGAAGCAACUUGCCAGCAGUAAUUGUAUAUACGUCAACAAAAUUAUGCACGAAAUUGACGAAUUAACUCAUAUUGUAGCGGAUGUAAUAUCCGAUCCUACAUUACCAAGAACUGAGGAACAUCCGUGUCCGAAAUGUAAUCAUCGAGAGGCUGUUUUUUUCCAAGCCCAGACAAGAAGAGCAGAAGAAGAAAUGAGACUUUACUAUGUUUGUACAAAUCAGCAUUGUACGCAUCGAUGGACUGAAUAAAUCAGUCGCCAUCAGGAAGUAAACAAUUUAAUAUUCCUAAUUCGUAAAACGUAUUAUUCAAAUAAAACUAUAGAUAAUGUUUGUACAUUUUAAAUAUGGUAAGAAUUAUAUAACUUGUGAUCGUUUUUUUUUUCAAUAAAAAAAAAUGUUUUCUAUUAAAA
This is a messenger RNA of Leptopilina heterotoma, 742 nucleotides long. RefSeq names its product DNA-directed RNA polymerase II subunit RPB9 (gene RpII15). Gene Ontology annotation, molecular function: nucleic acid binding; zinc ion binding; DNA-directed RNA polymerase activity. The record is from RefSeq and is a predicted model, not a curated record. Bases 189 to 581 code for a protein of 130 amino acids. Lineage: Eukaryota; Metazoa; Arthropoda; Insecta; Hymenoptera; Figitidae. Gene Ontology annotation, cellular component: RNA polymerase II, core complex. Gene Ontology annotation, biological process: DNA-templated transcription; transcription initiation at RNA polymerase II promoter; transcription-coupled nucleotide-excision repair. The transcript has 3 exons.